Molecule: messenger RNA, 357 nt
Organism: Solanum stenotomum
Lineage: Eukaryota; Viridiplantae; Streptophyta; Magnoliopsida; Solanales; Solanaceae
Product: UPF0057 membrane protein At4g30650-like
Exons: 3
Coding region: 61-357 (98 amino acids)
Cellular component (GO): membrane
Source: RefSeq, a predicted model, not a curated record
UAGAAGUUUAUUAAACUUUCUUCAUAAAAUUUGUUAAAUAUAAAAUAAAAUAUUUUAAACAUGGCUUCAAGAUGUGAAGUUUUCUUGGAGAUUUUGCUUGCAAUCUUGAUUCCACCUCUUGGAGUUUUCUUUAGACAUGGUUGUUGCAGUUGUCAACUCUUGAUUUGCUUGAUUUUGACCCUACUAGGUUAUAUUCCAGGGAUAAUUUAUGCCAUUUAUGCAAUUGUCAUAUGUGAGUUCUUGAUUUGCUUGAUUUUAACCCUACUAGGUUAUAUUCCUGGAAUUAUUUAUGCAAUUUAUGCAAUUGUGGUUCGUGGUUAUGAUCAAGAUGAAGAAUGGCGUCCUCUCACAGCCUAG